This is a messenger RNA of Exophiala xenobiotica, 1014 nucleotides long. RefSeq lists its product as uncharacterized. Lineage: Eukaryota; Fungi; Ascomycota; Eurotiomycetes; Chaetothyriales; Herpotrichiellaceae. The record is from RefSeq and is a predicted model, not a curated record. Bases 1 to 1014 code for a protein of 337 amino acids. The transcript is spliced from 2 exons.
AUGCGUGAACAAGUCAAGUCAAUGGAUUUCGACCUGAGAAGGCGCCAGAGGGACACCAGGUUUCGGCCUUGGUUGACCAACAGCGUCCUUCGAGGACGGUUAUCUGGUCUCGACGGUAGUGAGGAUGCCCCCAAGCUACCUGAGAGCACCACUGUGGCAAUUGUCUCGGACCUGCCACCAUCCACUACCAGCUUGUGCGUUCCAGAGGAGCAAGCUGCGGACAACACCAAAAAAGAGCAGGCUAACACCUGUCUCUCCAAAGCUUCGGCUGCGGGCUCCAAGAUCCCCCAACGGGUGGGUCUUGAAGGUGUUUUGUCUCGCACUUGCUAUCCUCUAGCACUUGCUGGGGAUGGUGAGCGUGGGAAGGGCAAGUCAACCGCCGUGUCUCCUACCGUCACAGGGGAGAAGACUUUUGCGUCCCGGCUUCCCGUCCGUGUCAAGAGUUCGUUUGCUGGGCGCUGGCCUUCCAAGGUACAACCCAGCAACCCUCUUGAUGCUCAUACGGAGUCGUCCGAGGGCAAAGGAGUUGGCAAAACCUCGGAGGAGGAGGACGUGGUGGAGAAGGAGAAGGAGGAGGGAGAGGAGUGGUUUGAGGGGAUGUAUGUAGUAGGGCAUCAAGGCGCACUUAAGCUGAUGCAGAGUUGCUUUAAGCCGGAGCCAAUCAAGAGUCAUCGAACUGGUCGUCCAGGCCGUUCGAUCUUGAAGCACCGUGCCGAACUCUCUGAUGAAGCGAAAGUGACGACAGGCGCUUCUCCUGGGGCGGAGUCAUCCAAGCCAGUUAAGAAGUCAGUCCUGAUCACUCGCCACCAACCGUUCACCACACCAGCUCGCCACUGGGGUCUGGGAACGUGGGAGAGAUCAUCAGAAUGUCAGCAGGAUAGACCUGAGGGCGUUGAAGGUCAAGGUUGGCUCGAGGAUCAGGCCGUUCGUGGUUAUGAUUACUUGAAGCUUUCAGGAGGCAUAUUUGGUGGUGAGUCUCAUGAAUUCUCUUCCAUGGAAGACGUCUUCUUUUAA